Molecule: messenger RNA, 1622 nt
Organism: Racocetra persica
Lineage: Eukaryota; Fungi; Glomeromycota; Glomeromycetes; Diversisporales; Gigasporaceae
Source: the annotation of a GenBank genome assembly
GAAUAAUGUCUACGUGAUUCCAGCUGACAUUACCGAUGAAUAUGAUUCGGAUUCAAAACAAUUUCAUUAUCCUUUACUUUUUGAAGAAAUGAGGCCUAGAAAAUUUGAUAUAAAAAAAUAUCAAUAUCCUAUAAUGUGUCUUGCAAACAUUCAAUCUACUGAACAAGAUACUUUUCGAUUAACUUUUAGGAGUAAUAAUGGAAGCAUGCGACGAACAAUGGAUGUUGCUUCAUUAUUUAGUGAAACAAUCAUUACAAACCUUCGAUCCGCCAUUGAUACAAUAACAUUCUGGUGGCCAUACUCCACCUACACACUUGGUGCACAAACAUCCAUUCCAGCCGAAAGAGUUAAACCUCCUAAGCUUGAAGAAAUGGUAGUUCAAGAAAUUGGAAUAGAAAGAAUGAUUGAGGCUCAAUGUCAUGCUCUCCGAAUAUCUAAAUCAAGAAUUUUAUUCUCGUUUGAACACAUUCUUGACAUAGAAGGUGUUGAAUUCAGACGAAGUUUUGGUAAUUUACUCUACGUAUUUACGUUGCAUCCGCCUACGGAAGGAUCAUAUAGUAGUGCUGAAUUAUUUGCUGUGCUAAGUUCACUAAAGCAUCAUCCGUUAUUAUACAAGUUAAUUUUACGGAAUAUAGAUCUUUCCGAACUUCAAGCUCAAACCGGACCAAUCAAUCACGAAGGAUCAAACAUGCUUUCUGUAGUGUUAUAUGAUAUCCUCACAUUAAAUCCAAGAUUAAAAGUAUUAGAUUUGACAUCAUGUGGAAUUACUGGUGAAACAAUGUCAGUUAUUGGGAACGCAUUCUCUACAGGAAAAUCUUUGUUAGAGAGGUUGAUCCUAAAUGAUAAUGACAUAUCAGAGGAAGGUGGAUUAAGAGAACUAUCAUCUGGAUUAGCUGUUCACGGAUCAUUAAUAAAAGAGCUUGAUAUUUCAGACUGUAGAUUAACGAGUGCUGAUACUGAAUCAAUUAUGACUGCCUUUACUGCAAGUUAUCCAGAAAGAUUAGAAUCGUUUAAUCUUUCCAACAAUACGGGGAACUUUAAAACAGAGAUACUAACAAACUUUUUGUUAAGAGCAAUUAAUCUAAAAGUAUUAAAUUUACGUAAUUGUGACAUACUAUUUAGCUAUGCUAAUAUAGUAAUUUCGUCAGAAACAUUAAGAAAUACACAACUUACAACGUUAAAUAUUGGAGGGAUUUCUUUAAAUAAUCACGAUCAUUUAAACGCACUUUACACUUAUAUUCAGUCUCCAUCAUUCUCAAAACUAAAACAUCUUAGUAUUGAUCAUUGUAAUUUGGACGGUGGUGCACUAGCAAAGAUAUUUUCUUUAAUAACAGCAUCUACAAAUUAUGAAAACAUUAAAGUUUUUGCAGGUGGAAAUUAUGUAUCAAGAACCUCUCCUGGGCAUAAAGAAUUUUGUAAUGCCAUUUCGAAUGAUUGGACACCUGUUUGGCUUUCUCUCGAAGAUACAGACUACGGAACAACUAUUGACCAAGUUGUUGAGGUAUUGACAUCAUUUUGUAAUAACAAAGUGAUUAGAUAUUUAGACUUAUCAUGCCCACAAAUUAAAGUCAAUAAGAAUGUUGCUUUUAGUCUACAAGAUUUCAUGACAGCAGAAAAAGCUU